CGGGGCGGGCUCUGCUGCUGCCUCGCAGCAUGGGGGAGGCGCAGAGGGACCCCAGGGCUGGAGCCGUACCCUGCCCCCAGGCCUAAGCGCCCAAUGGGGUGCGGGGUGGCGCCCAGGCGUGCUCGCGACGGGCCCUUUCCGGGGUGACUCCUGGAGCUUUGCAGCACCGGGGCGGGGUUUUUCCGGGCGGCUCCGGACAGCGUCCAGCGCCAGCCGGGCUUUGCCUCCAGCAUGGGGGGGCGGCGGGCGGGGGGCUGGGCGCUGCUGCUGCUGCCGCUGCUGGGCGCGGGGGCGGCGCGGGCCGCGCCGCUCUGCAACGUGAGCCUGGACAGCGACCCCGACCUGCGCUGGCUGCCGGUGCUGCGGCGCUUCGACCCGUGGCUGCUGCGACACUUCCUCACGCGCAUCAUCGAUGAAAUCGUACCGAAGUGGGUCCACGCUGUCAUUCGGCCGUUAGCAGCGGAAUUGGAGUUCUUCAUCCCUCCGCCCUUUGCAGGAGAGAUCCAGGGAAUGUGCAAUGCCCUGGGGAUGAGUGUGGGAGAUGGGAUUCUCCUCAAUCUGGCCUAUGAAGCCACUGCUUUCUGUACCAGCAUUGUUGCCCAAGAUUACAAAGGAAACAUUUACCAUGGCCGGAACCUGGAUUAUGCUUUUGGUGAUAUAUUACACAAGAUUACAAUUGAUGUGCAGUUUAUAAGGAAUGGGCAGGUAGCAUAUAGGGGCACUACUUUUUGUGGCUAUGUUGGCUUAUGGACUGGACAAAGUCCGCACAAGUUUACAAUUUCUGGUGAUGAACGAGAUGGUGGUGCAUGGUGGGAAAAUGCAGUAGCUGCUUUCUUGAAUCGAAAUUACCCAGUCAGCUGGCUUAUCAGAGAUACCCUGAGCAAGUCUGAAGACUUUCAAUCUGCUGUUUUCAAGUUGGCUGGCACUCCAAUCAUUGCAGAUGUUUAUUACAUUGUGGGAGGGACUAUGCCCAAAGAAGGUGUGGUCAUAACAAGAAAUAGAGAGGGUCCAGCAGACAUUUGGCCUCUUGAUCCCUUAGAUGGAGGGUGGUUCCGUGUGGAGACAAACUAUGACCACUGGACUAGCCCUCCUCCUUUUGAUGAUCGAAGAACUCCAGCCAUCAGAGCACUUAAUGCCACUGGGCAACAUAAUAUUAAUUUUGAUACCCUCUUUCAGGUAUUAUCAGUGAAGCCAGUCUUAAAUAAUAACACAGUAUAUACCACAGUCAUGAGUGCUGCAUUCCCAGACAAGUACACAACUUGGAUCAGAACGCUGGGUUAAAACUGGACAAAAGAGGAAAACCUGACGUUAUUCAAGACCAGUUUUUAGUUUUAAAAUAAAGAAGUGUAAUGCACUGUACAAAAUAAUUACAUGAACAUUGGAGGUAAAACUGACUUGUUCAUUCUUUGUAGUGCUCUAAGAUUCUUAUUUUGUUAAUCAUCUGAAAUUAAGGUUUUAAUAUAUUUUUGAUUGUGUCAGGUUUUUUUAGUACUUGUUUAAAAUUGAGAGCUAUUAUUUUUACCAUUUCUGCAAAGAAGCAUGCAAUUUAAAGAAACAUGUCAACAAAUUCAGUAAUAAAAGCCUUCGUUUUUGCUUAGCUUAAUAGCCCUGAAAAUUUGAAAUAAAAAUAUGUAGCAGGUUCUGUGAAUCAUGUAUAAGUAUAUUGUUGUUGUUUUCUCACGUUCACAUUGUCUGUGAUCCAAAACCAUAGUACAAGUGUUAAGAUUGGAUCCUCUUUUUAGCAUCCACCCUAAGUGAAAUAUGCUGAGUGCUGCAAUGUCCAUAGAGGGUUUGGAAGAGCGACAAGAACCCUGCAGUUAUUUCUGCAGCAUCGGUGUUUCACCUGUCCUGGAAGCUGCUGUUUGUCUAUGGAACUAUGUUAGGUCAGUGAAUAGGCCUCCAUGAUUCUUCCUCAAACACUCCCACAGCCUUCUUUAUUUAAAGACCCUGUAGAGAAGGAUUCUGCAACCUACAGGGAAGGGAUUUGUGGCCCCAUGGCUGUGCUCUGCCAGACCUGGACAAGGACUGCACAGGUGCCUGGGCUGUAGUAUGUGCCACUGCAGCAGAGCCUCCUGCACCUCUGGGCCCACUGCCAGUGGGCUGUGGCUGCACAGCUGGCCUUCAAGAGGAACUGCUGUCAUGUCUUCUGGUGCCCCUGCUCUGCCAUCUGGGCAGCUAUUUUGCCUAGAAGUUGUGCUCAUUGCAGUGGCCCACUUUGAACUAUCAAAGCAUGUCCUCUUGGCUGCAAAUGGCCAAGAGGUCAGCCACCUCAUCUGCCCUCCAGCUGGGUCCCCAGUGCUGGCCCUAGGCAGGUUCUUCUGCCUGAGUCUUGCCACUUGCCUCACCAGCAGAGAUCCUGGUAUUCCCUGUUUAAAAACUGCAAAUUCUCUGAUAAGAAACCCAAAUUCUCUCAUCAAAAUACCCCAAAUCCAUGUUCUUCCACUAUUAAAAUUGAAACACUGCUAUAUAGAGAGAAAUCAGUUGAGCAAUGUUUUAUUGAUAUUGUUUACAAUUUUAAGGCAUUUUGGAAGCCUGCUAGUGCCUCUCACCAUAAUA
Molecule: messenger RNA, 2556 nt
Organism: Alligator sinensis (Chinese alligator)
Lineage: Eukaryota; Metazoa; Chordata; Crocodylia; Alligatoridae
Gene: NAAA
Product: N-acylethanolamine acid amidase
Exons: 11
Coding region: 232-1281 (349 amino acids)
Biological process (GO): fatty acid metabolic process
Cellular component (GO): lysosome
Molecular function (GO): fatty acid amide hydrolase activity
Source: RefSeq, a predicted model, not a curated record